AUGAAUUCUGAUCUCAAAUACAGUGAGAAACUCAGCUCAAGCCUGAUUGAAAACUUAUACGUUGAAGAGGAGCCGCGGUCCUCUAAAUACGAACUUCAGUCAGACGAUAGACUUGAGCUUGAAGAACUUAUUGAUGGCCACCUAAUUUUAGGAUUCUGGGUACACAGACCUGGUUUUAGCCGCCUAUCAAGGCUUUUUACCUUAAUAACAGUUGUGCUCUUUGAGCUCAUGCUUGAAGAAGUGCUACUUUUUGUGUAUGGGAAUAGUGAUAAUGGAGAAAUUAUGGGGAAUUUAUCCAUUAUUUGCAGAAAUCAGAUUUAUUUGACUUAUUGUUACAAAAUUUCUACCAAAAAAUGGAUAUUUUUUCAAAAACCCUGAAAUUAUGGGAUCCCAAGACUUAGUUUCGAAUUACAUAAACAAGUACCUGGGUUAUACCAUUUUGGCAGUCAUUACAGUGAUACCGAUUGAAGCCUUUAUGAUAGCUUCCUUGAGCUUAAACAGAAAACAAACAUCGAAUUGGGCUGCAGCUUCAAUUGUGAUAGGAAUUUUGAUCAUGAUUGGAUCUGUUGUUGGGAUUUUUGUUAUGAACUCCCAGAUGGAUUUUGAAUGGUACGCGUUGUGGGGCUUAAGCUUCUUUACCGGAAUAUUGCUAGAAGCUGGCAUCGUCGAAAGCUUUUUUAUGUUUGCAAGAUACUUUGUCAUUCAGAGUUUCGGGCCUUUUGACAAAUAUAUAAAAUAA
Blepharisma stoltei is the source of this 739-nucleotide messenger RNA. The record is from the annotation of a GenBank genome assembly. Lineage: Eukaryota; Ciliophora; Heterotrichea; Heterotrichida; Blepharismidae.